UCUCUUUCCCUCUCUCCGUUACAGUGCCGCACCCUGUCCUCUGUGCGUAAAACCUCCCACGUACACCAUCGUCAGCCUCCACGUUUGGUUCCUCCGGCGGCUCCAGGUCGGGCACACAGAGAGAUGGGAGAGGAGAGGCGGCCGCUCUGCCUCUGACGGGGACCCACCGGGGGGAAGGAUGGCUCUUACCAGCCGGGACAUGUUGUGCUUGAUCGGAACCGCCUGCCUCUGGCUGCCGAUAGUGGCGGAGGUGGUGGCCGAGGACAGCUACUUAAACGAGGUGCAGAACUCAGUGCCUCUGUCGUGCUCCGAGGGAUUCACAGAGCUGGGAUACUAUAACGGCACCGUGUCCCAGACGGACUCUGGCGCCCCCUGUCUGAAGUGGACCGAGUUCCCGGACUACGUUAUGCAGUACCCGGGCCGAGGGCUGGGCGACCACAGCUACUGCAGGAACCCGGACAGAGAGUCCAACCCCUGGUGUUUCUUCAGGCAAAACUCUGGAGCCAUUGGAUGGGCCUACUGCGACUGCCACCAGGGUGCGGCGCGUCUGGUUGGCAGCUCGACCUCCGGCAGCGGGCGGGUCGAGGUCUACCUGAACGGCCAGUGGGGCGCGGUGUGUGACUCCCACUGGUCCGACAGAGACGCCAGUGUGAUCUGCAGGCAGCUGGGCCUCGGGGACAUUGGCGCGGCGUUGCGGCAGCCGCAGUUCGGCUCGGGCUCAGGCCUCUUCCACUAUGAGCGCCUGGGUUGCCGCGGUGACGAGAACACCCUCAGUCGGUGCCGGAGCAGGACGUUUGUCACCGGUGACUGUAGCCAUGGAAACGAGGCAGCAGUAGUGUGUGCUGCACCAGAAGGCAGUGGUCCUCCGCUGCGAUUGGUUGGCGGCGAGGAAGACUUUGAAGGUCGAGUGGAGGUGUUCCACGCAGGAAGGUGGGGCUCCGUCUGUGACGACCAGUGGGACGACAGAGAUGCGGAGGUCGUCUGCAGACAGCUGGGUUUCGGGGGGGUGGCGAAGGCCUGGUCGUGGGCUCACUUUGGUCAGGGCUCAGGUCCGAUCCUCUUGGAUGCCGUGAAGUGCACGGGGAACGAGCUCUUUCUGGAGCAGUGUCCCCAUGGCGACUGGGAGCAGCACAACUGUGACCACAUGGAGGAUGCAGGGGUCUCCUGCAGCCCGUAUACAGAUGGGGUGGUGCGGCUGGUUGGAGGAGACAGUCCCUGGGAGGGUCGGGUGGAGGUCCUCCACAACGGCGACUGGGGGACGGCGUGUGACGACCGCUGGAGCCAGCAGCAUGCACAGGUGGUCUGCAGGCAGCUGGGCUACAGGGGCCACGCUGAGGUCGUAUCAGAUGGGACUUUCGGGGAGGGCGUCGGCCUGAUCCUGCUGGACGACGUCCAUUGUGAGGGAACCGAGACCUCCCUCCUGGACUGUCCCCACGGGAUCUGGGGCCGCACCGACUGCUCCCACAGCGAGGACGUUGGUGUCCGGUGCAGGAGACUCAGUCAAGAAACCAAUGACGUGCCGGUCAUCGCACCCUCCACGGGUCCCCUGGUGCGACUUGUGGGGGGCAGCAGCAGAAAGGAGGGUCGAGUCGAGGUGUAUCUCCACGGCGACUGGGGAAGUAUUUGUGACUCGGGCUGGAAUGACCUCAAUGCUGCUGUGGUGUGCAGACAACUUGGACACAGUGGUGGAGCUGUAGCAGCCGGAGGGUUUGGUCAGGGCAAAGGGCCCAUCCACCUGGACCAGGUGAGGUGCACGGGCAAGGAGGAGUUCCUGGGAGAGUGUCCGUCUCUCGGUCAGAGCACCCGGGGCUGCAGGCGCCGGGUGGACGCUGGACUGAGGUGUGACGUCGCGCCGCGGGAAUUGGCCGUAGCCGCCGGGCAUCGAGAGCUGAGCUGUGGGCUGAGGAAGCUGGUGGAGGAGGAGAACAAGAGGAGACGCCAAGGGGAGGAAAAUAUGCUCAGCACCACGUGGCCAUGGCAGGUUUCGGUGUGGCUCGAGUCACGAGGAGACGCCGGCGGUCCGGUCUGUAGCGGCACUCUGAUCGGCCCCUGCUGGGCCCUGACUUCCGCUUACUGUGUCAGCAGGUUUGGCAGCGACCCGUCCAAGUACGUGGUGCGCGUCGGGGCUCGGACCCUCACCCCGGAGCAGGUGGUAGUUCACAGGAAGUUCAAGGGUCAGAGUGGAGGUCACGAUCUGGCUCUGUUGAAGCUACCCAGCACCAAGGGUCACUGUCUGACCUUUGACCCUGACAUCAACGCAGCGUGCCUUCCUGCUGCAGACGCAGCAUCGGCAGGGACUACUCCAUCUUCUUGUGUUGUCGUGGUUACUGCUGGCUGGACCGGACCAGACUCAGUUCUUGCAUCCUGGGUCCCUCUGAUGUCGUCAUGGCAAUGUAAGAAGCGCUACGGCGACAGCUUCUCCAGCCAUGGCACCCUGUGCGCCGGCAGUCCUCCAGACGCCAGCCUCCUCCACGACGACCGCUGUGAUGGCAACUCUGGAGGCGGGCUGGUGUGUCAGGGGGAGACGGGUCGAUGGGUCCUCACUGGGGUCGUUGCCGGGGGUUACGGCUGCGCCGGCCCCUCGUCUCCCUCACUCUACACCCGAGUCAGCCGCUUCAGGAGCUGGAUCGAGGAAGUCAUCAAUCCAGAGGAACCGAGCACACCCACAAACACACAAGAAGAUCCGACACGUGUCGACAAUGACCCAAGACACACACACGACGAGGGCAAGGGUGGAAACUUCCACGUGCACGGCAAGCUCAAACACACACACGAUCAACAAGAAACGAAUGAAAUAAUUGAUCUUAAACAGAAACACAGCCACCACUCACACACCAACCAGCACGGUAACACACAUGCUAUAGUCUGAUUGAGGCCGUGCCACUGGCUCACCAUUUGUACCAGGUGACACCCGGAGGAGGAGGAAAGAGGGUUUAUCGGAAGACAAAAGUAAACUUUAAGAAAAGAAAGAUGCUCCUCACUCGAGCCGUCCCUGCUCAUUUCAGAUCUGAACUCAGAGUGUGUGGGUCAUUUGGGGGCUUUACAUGUGAGCUGCAGCCUGUUGAGAAGAAGAGCCAUAACUGAUUGGCUCAGUGAUGUUUCAGUUGAACCUGGCGUGCUGAUCGAGGCCUUUCACUGAUACUGAAUAUCCCAAAAAAUCAGCAUGGCAUGUCAUUUAAGGACAAUACUGUUAGACAUUUUCUGGGGAUAUUUUUAAGAUGUUCACACGCAAGAAUCUAUGCUAAAUUUCACCUAUUCCUGCGUGUCUCCUGUGUGUUUAAUUAUACAAAUCCUCAAAGUAACUGUCAGAACAUCUUGAAUUAAGGCUGGCUGUAAAUCAUCAGGAUUAUUAACCCAAACUCCUGUGUCAGAUGUUAAAAUGCAGAUGUUCCAGCAGGACUCUUCAGGCUGUUGUCUUAUAAGUUUACUGGUGAAAGUGCUGUUUAGACCCACAAUUAAGCUAUUUCUCUUUGGACCAUAUCGGUUAGUAUUCAUGUUUUAGUCUCUUUAUUCACUGUAUCAAUGACUACAAUAAUGAAAAAGUUAAUUAAACUGUGCAGAAGCCACAAGCCUUGAACUCAACUGGGCUUUCAUUUUGAUCUGUAAUGUUUUCUAAAAAGACCCGAUUUUAUAAAAAGCUUUAAAAUGUUUGUUGAUGGUUAAUAAAAUAUUUACUAUUAACUUAGGGAUCAGAUAUAAGCAGCUCUUGAGUUGCCGGGCUUCUAAUGAACAUUUCCUUACUUUGUUUUUAUUUUAAUCAGAACUUUAAUAAUAAUGACUAAUGUCACUAUUAUUAAGAGUGUUUCUUUCAAAGUAAAACACUUAAUAGUGACUUUCCAACCAGAUAAAACCAGCAAAUCAAAAAUAAAUAAAUAAUUAACCAUGAAGAAAAUGGUUACUUCUGUUUACAUAAUACCUUUUUAAAGGAGGUCUAAUCAACAGUGUAGACACUCAUCAAGCCCCUUUUUGUGUUUUAAUUUGAAUCUUGGGAUUGAUUGAAUUACAAAACUCAAGCAAGAGUUUGCUGAUUGAUUCUAUUCCCAAAUGAAAACAGAAAAAAAUGUCUUCUUUUUAAAGAUAACCGGAAAACAUUGUUUCAUCUGCAGUUUUCUCAAGUGAAUAUAAAUAGUUUAAGGGCUGAAACAUGCACAAACACCGGUGUGGUCCUUCUCUCCUCAAAGCCAUUGGAGUCUGACUUUCGGGUCUUUUUGUACCGAUUCCAGCAGAUGUUUGUAGAUAAGUAGACAAAUAGAUGAAUAGAUGGAUGCUGUUCCUGACGUUAGAUAGUAAGUGUUCAUCCCUAGACUGACUUAGACUCUUGAAGUUAAAUGUUGUCUGUUCUGUUGUACUGAGCAGGUGUGUGAUCCACCCCCAGAAGAUGGCGACAUUGUUCUAUUUCCACCGGUCGUUGGAUACCUCCCCCCCCUCCCAUGGUUCUUUUUAUACUGUUGCUAUAAGUGUACAGACGCGACUUGUGCUUUUUAGGGUGCUGUGAACCUUUGUGUCGUGAAGCAUCCUGUGACCUCCUGGACGUGAACUCAAUCCCUCCCUGCUCCUUCUUUCCUUCAUUCAUUCCUGAGAAUUGAUGUCUUAUCAUGCAGAUCCCUGUAGGUUCAUGUAAAUACUGUUUGUUUGUGACCGGGCGAAUAGGGAGAGAAGUGUAUAGUGUUCAACUAGUUCCUCUGUGUAAUGUGCUGAAUCAUGGUUGAGCAUUAAAAGACAUACCUGGUGAGAACGA
Molecule: messenger RNA, 4738 nt
Organism: Pungitius pungitius (ninespine stickleback)
Lineage: Eukaryota; Metazoa; Chordata; Actinopteri; Perciformes; Gasterosteidae
Product: neurotrypsin-like
Exons: 14
Coding region: 179-2869 (896 amino acids)
Biological process (GO): proteolysis
Cellular component (GO): membrane
Molecular function (GO): serine-type endopeptidase activity
Source: RefSeq, a predicted model, not a curated record